Molecule: messenger RNA, 4938 nt
Organism: Callorhinchus milii (elephant shark)
Lineage: Eukaryota; Metazoa; Chordata; Chondrichthyes; Chimaeriformes; Callorhinchidae
Product: solute carrier family 26 member 6
Exons: 21
Coding region: 258-2615 (785 amino acids)
Biological process (GO): transmembrane transport
Cellular component (GO): membrane
Molecular function (GO): secondary active sulfate transmembrane transporter activity; chloride transmembrane transporter activity; oxalate transmembrane transporter activity
Source: RefSeq, a predicted model, not a curated record
CAAGGAGACCAUAGCAUCCAGAGACUGGGGGUUGACAAGAGCUGAAUCUUAAUCGUUAAAGGUUUUGCACAGCAGCUCACAGGAAACAGCAGCUAAGGGGACGCUGAGGGAAACCACAGGAACCAUGUGCAAGGUAAGCGGAAGAUCUUCAGUGAAACAGAACAGGAACUGAGGCAGCGAGGGGAAGGUGGAGGAAAGAAACAGGGUGAAGGAGAAAGAGAGAAACCAGAGUGGGAGGAACACCAACCGUAGAAACGAUGGAUGAAACUCGAGAGAGGUUAUCGCCAGCAAAUCAAAACAUUACAAUGCGUACCGAUCCGGCAAAUAGCUCCGACCCGACCGUACGGCUGCGCCAAAAUACCUACCAUGUGGAACGAGAGCUGCUGAGCGUGGAGACCCUGGAGGUGCUGACCAAACGGUCAGAGAAGGUUGAAGUGCCGAUCCAAGAUAGACUGAAAAAACACCUGGAAUGUUCGCAAUCCAAAGCAAAAUCCUUGCUGUUCAGAUUCAUCCCGAUCCUCGUAUGGAUUCCCAAGUAUCCUUACAAAGACUGGCUGUUGAAUGACAUCAUCUCUGGUCUCAGCGUUGGGAUCAUGCAGUUGCCUCAGAGUAUGGCAUACGCUCUCCUUGCUGGGGUCCCGCCUGCAUUCGGACUCUACACAGCAUUCUAUCCAGUGCUGAUUUACUUUACAUUCGGGACAUCCAGGCAUGUCUCAAUAGGUACCUUUGCAGUACUGAGUGUAAUGAUUGGCACCGUGACUGAGAGGCUGGCACCGGAUGGUGACUUUGUAAUCUCCUCUGACAAUUCUACAAAUGCAACACUAGUCAUUGAUAUUGCGGCAAGAGACUUGAUGAGGGUCAAAGUGGCUACCUUGCUUACCUUCUUCAGUGGAGUUUAUCAGAUCGUGCUUGGGCUGAUAAAGUUUGGGUUUGUGGUCACGUAUCUGUCAGACCCGCUGGUGCGAGGUUACACCACCGCGGCUGCCAUCCACGUGCUGAUCUCACAGCUGAAGUACGUGUUUGGUAUCAACAUCCCCAGAUACAACGGGCCCUUAUCCCUCAUCUAUAGUGCGAUUGACAUUUGCAAAGCACUGCCAUUGACGAACAUUGCUACUUUGGUUAUCAGUAUUAUCGUCAUGGUCACUCUGUAUGCAUUGAAACUGCUAAAUGAUUACAUCAAAUCGAAAUCGCCAUUGCCAAUUCCUAUAGAACUCCUUGAGGUGGUGAUCGCAACAGUGGUUUCAGCAAAUUGUAACCUAACUGGAAAAUAUGGAGUGGAUGUUGUGGGAUCGAUUCCAAAAGGCUUGCAAGCUCCGGUCCUGCCGGAGUUCGAGAUGUCCUCCUCAAUUAUUGGAGAUGCAUUUGCUGUGGCCAUUGUAGGAUAUGGCAUUACCAUUUCUCUGGGGAAGAUCUUUGGACUUAAGCACGGAUACCAAGUGGACAGCAAUCAGGAGUUGAUUGCUCUGGGCUUGAGUAACUUUGUGGGAGGAUUUUUCCAAUGCUUUGGGGUUAGUUGCUCAAUGUCGAGGUCCCUGGUUCAGGAAUCCACAGGUGGGCAAACACAGUUGGCUUCAGUAGUUUCCUGCAUUCUUAUCCUGGUUGUCAUUCUGGAGAUCGGAUCACUGUUCAGUGCUUUGCCCAAGGCUGUUCUUGCAUCGAUCAUCAUCAUAAACCUCCAGGGGAUGUUUAAACAGUUCCGUGACAUCUGUCAUUUCUGGAAAACAAACAAGGUGGAUUUGAUGAUCUGGGUGGUCACCCUGCUGAGCACUGUAUUGUUGGGGAUGGACAUUGGACUCGCCGCCUCCGUUGGAUUCGCGCUUCUUACUGUGAUUUUCCAGACACAACUACCCACCUAUUCCAUCCUGGGACAAGUUCCGAUGACAGAUAUCUACAGAGAUAUUACUAAGUUUGAUACGGCCAAGGAAAUUUCAGGAAUCAAAAUUUUCCAGUCGACUGCUACCAUAUACUUUGCCAAUGCUGAGCUGUAUGAAGAAGCGCUCAAGAAAAAGAUGGGAAUCGAUGUCGCCGUCUUGAUUACAAAAAAGAAGAAGCGAAUCUUAAAACUGGAGAAAAAGCAGAAAAAAAUGGCAAAGAAAGAGAAGAAAGCCGAAAAAAAACAAAAGGGACAAAGCCUGAACAAGGAAAAACAGGUAGAGCAUACCACCAUCAGUGAUACAUUAGAAAACCGCUCCAUCAGUGUGAACAUGGACAUGGAGCAGCCGGGCAGUGGACCAGAGAAACACACACUGGAGUCACUGGGCCUGCAGAAACCCAAUGUCCACUCCCUCAUCCUCGACUUCAGCCCCGUCAACUUUGUGGACAGCGUCUGCAUCAAAAUCAUCAAAAAUAUUUUCCGGGAUUUCGCUGAGAUCGAGAUUGACGUGUACCUGUCAGGCUGUCACUGGUCCAUUAUUCAGCAGUUUGAAAAGGGAGAAUUCUUUGGAAAAACAAUCACAAAAUCACAUCUCUUCCACUCACUGCAUGAUGCUGUCCUCCACUGCCUGGCGAAACACCAACUCCCCAGCGAGCAGCCUGCUCUCAUGAAUGGACACCCUUCACUCUCCCACUCUCAGAACCAAGGGCAAGAGGCCAGUAAUGCAACAACAAAGUUUUAAUCUUCAGAAAUGUUGUCUUCGGGAAGUGUAUUCGAUGAAGAGGGAACAGUUUUUGCACUGGAUCAUUUUAGGAUUUGAUCCUCAAACUCUGGAGAAAAUGCAACAAUUUCAAAGUCUAUCACACAGGCUUAUCACAUAAAUCAGCCCAAAGUAGCAAGCCUUCAGCUCAUCUCUGCACUGCGUUGAAAAGUGUGUUUACCGUGAGAAUAACUGUGCAAAUCAAUCUCAAAAAGUUAUUAUUGAAUUACAAAGUGUAUUGAGGAAAUGGAAUGGUGUUUGGUUAGAACACUUCUUCUCUGGGACCAGGGCUCAGCAGCCCAGACAGACAUUGAAGAUAAAGCUCCCUCUGUUCUUUCAAGUCUCUUAUCUCCCGCUCUCUGACUUUGCCAAUCUAUCACUCUCUAUGUGGAUUGUUUGGCUCCUGUCAGACAAUGGAUGAAGUGUUUGUUUCCAUCUCUGUCCCAUUGACUUGUUUGGGAUCUUUCUCUCUCUCUUCCCCCCCCAUCCCCUCCCUUUCCGGUUCCAGGAUAAUGCUAACUUUAGCAUUGCUAUUUUGGUUGGUUGGACUGGAAGUAACAAGAGGACCCUCACUUCUCCCUUACCCUCACAAGAUACUAUUCCCCGUUUUGUCCAUGAAGCCUGGUUUAUACCAUCAGCUCCUCCCAGGAAUCCCAGCUCAUCCCAGAGCUAUGGUUAGUAAAAAGCUGUCACCGACAAUCUGCUAGUCAUGGACCUAGUUUCACAGCGAUGACCCUGAGUCCAGGUGGCACAAACUGAACCAGGCUGACAUACACUGAGCUGGGCUGACACACAGAUACUCACCCGCACAAAACUCUAUCCCCACAUCAUCCGAGUCUGUCAAACUCCACUGGCUCCCAAUUACCGAACAGAUCGAUUUCAAGAUCAUCUCACUCGGUUUAAAAUCACUUCAUGUCCUCCCACCUCCCUAACUAUCUGACUUGCUUACCCCCACUCCACCACCCGCUGCCUCUACUCGGCUGGCUCCGGCCUCCUAGCUGUCCCUCAUCCCAUCCACCAUUGGUGGCCAUGCCUUUAGCCACUACACCCCGAAACUCUGGAAUUCUCUCUCUCAAUCCAUCUGCCUUGCCCCCUCCUUCCCCACUUUCAAAUCCUACCUAAAGACCUUCCUUUUUGAUCGUGCUUACGGGCAGCUCUCCCCACCCUCUCUCCCUUUGGCUCAGUGGCAGACUCUGCCACUAUCAAGUACUCUAAAAUGCAACCCCACAUGAAGAGCACUAUAUAAAUGCAAAUUGUUGUUGAGCCAGGCUGACACACGCUGAGCCAGCUGAAGCCGAGACUAAGUCAACUUGGCUGAGUUGCACGCUUGCCUCUGGAUCAGAAGUUUGUGGGUCAAGCCCCAUAUUAUAAUAUGAGCUCAGAUUCCAGCAGUCUCAAGCAUUGUUGAACACUCAAUCUUUGGGCUGGGAUGUUAAGAUGAGCUCCCAGCUGCCGGCUCAGGUAGAAGGUUCAACAGCAUCACGAUACUUGAAAGGAGAAGGGAGUUUCUCCCGAGGUCCUGACCAACAACCCUUCAGAUAAAUUGGUGAUGAAUCUCCCAGCUGUUUGUGGGGCUUUGCUGCUGUGUUUGGCUACAAAAAGCAGUCACUAGUCUCACCCAAUUGCCUGUGAAGCACUUUGCUUUAUAGGUUUAGUGCUAUAAAAGUGAUUCUCUUAUCCACUGAAAUCCGCCAGCACUACUUUCACCCACAUUUGACAAAUCUUCAAAAAGUGUGUGAAAACCCAAGCUGCACACCCCCAUACCUGGAAUCUGUCCCCCGAUGCAGUGAAGUCCUGAUAACUUGUCACUCCAGGGGAAAACAGUUCAGUGAAGGAUUAUCUAUAGCGGCCAGUUGGCCACAUGUAUAAACAUAACAACAAAAUUGCAUUUGUAUAAGCGCCUUUCACGUCGGGAGGAUAUCCCAAGGCACUGAAACAUAAAAAUAAAUGAUAUUGACAGCAUGAUGACUUAAGUGCUAAUGAUAAAUUAAGCCAGAAUUGUGUUAUCAGGAGUUUCCUAUAUUUAUUUAUGUGUUACCUGAGUGAAAGCCCUUAACCCUUUAAUUCCUUGGAACAGGUUAUUUCUGCAAAAAUCAUUUGCCAACCAAUUUUUCAAAGGACAAACAAGAAAUUGAACAGAAGAAUCUCUUGGGUGCAUGAUUUAUUGUUAAAAUUAAGGCUUCUUUACUCUAAUGUUUGCAUUUUUGAUUUUAAUACUGCUACCUCCUCAAAUGAAAUCUCAGUUUAGCCUUAACCUCAGGCUCACAAUUAUUUUAACAAAAAAUAAACUAUUUCAAUAAAUGAC